AGAUGCGGCUUUUACAGACACACAUACGAGAAGCGAAGAAACAACGGGUUUUCGAAAAAAAUAAAAAGGCCAUCUUUUUAUAAGCAUAUACACAUACAUAAACAGUCGUUGCACAGCAGCAAUACACACACACACACUCAAAAGAAGCCGAUUUUUCCAAAUAAGCUACGCUUCGUAUAUUGCACGUUUUAGUCAGCUCUCCCUCGUCGUCGUGAGUAUUCUUUUUUGUUGGGCUUGCUCUCCGGCGCCUUUUUCUUUUGCUUCUGGAGAACGUGUCUGCUGAUUCAGCAAAACAAGAAUAAAAAGAGAAUACAGACGUCUGCCGACUAAUAGAACGGUUCUCGUACCUUUUCUGAAUUUCUGUCCUCAGGCACUUCGAGUACUGCAGAAGGUGUGAUGUCAGAGUUUGACAAGUACGUGGCGCAGUGGGUGAGCCGCGCCGGCGACGACCUCCCCAAGAACGCUCGCGAGAAACUGCUGAAGAACAUUAAAAGCAAUCUAAGCGACUACGAGGUCCUUCGUGGCCCGGCCGCGUCCAGGGCCGGCAAAAAGAAGGCUGAAAAGAAGAGACUGCAGGAGGAAGAGAAGGCGAAGGAGGAGGCCCGCAAGGAACGGGCGGAGCAGGACCGCAGGCGCCAGGAGCGUCAGGCGAGCCUGCCUCCGCUGCCGCCAUCGAAGAGCAACACGGAGACCGCACUUGGCGUGGCUGCGGGUGCGCAGGACACAGCGGAGCCAACGAAGAAGGCGGCGGCAAAGAAGAGCGGUCCGGCUGGCGGUGGCAGCAGCAGCAGCAACCACCACUUGCGGAAGGCGACGGCCAAAGGGUCCUCUUGGCAUGAUAACGGCGCCCCUCUGGAUGACAAGACGUCACCACGCAAAAGACUCCGCGCGUCGCAGAAGAUUCCGUACAGAAAGGAUGGCGGCUCGCGGUCGAAGAAGCGCAGCCAGGCAGGGCCGGAGCAGGUGAAGGACAUUGACUUCAGCUUUGGCAAGCACGUCGACGCGCAGCUGCGGCAGCUGGAGACGGAAACGCCGUCCACCACGGCGCACAACGCAGCAAGGCGAAGGGUGAAGAUCUCCCCCAUUGUGGCGGACACGGCGCCGACGCCCCCGGCUUCUGCGGCGCCUCCGGACGAGCCGGCAGCGACGGCCCCAGCGGCCCCGGCCACGCAGAAGGCCGCGCGGAAGCGCAGCUCGCAACCGCCCCCGCUAGACCAGAUCGUCACCGACGAUGCGGAGCUAGCAGGCAGCAACGCGGAGGCUGCCGCUGCAGCAAUGGCUUCACAAGGAAGUUUCGACGAGGACAGUGCGGGUCAGUCCGCACCUUUCUUCGCGGCGACAUACAACUACCACGAGCGGUUGAACGCCUUUCAAUUCGCCUCCGCCGGCACGGAGCACAACGGCAAACUGGGCAGCCGCUCCGACGUUCCCACGGACGAGGACGAAGAGGAGGUCGAGGAGGAGUUCAUCGACGACCAUGAAGACGUGCGACGACGAACAAUGCAGAUGCAGCGCCCCAGCCGCCCCGCCAUCUCGGACUCCACUCUCGACAUCGACGAAGCCCGCAUUGCGAACUUCCCCACCACGCCGAAGUCGCAGAACAAGGUGAAGACGAUCUCGCGGGUUCUGGUGCGCCACUUCCUCUUCUCCACGCUGGACGACAACGACAUUGCGAAGGUGGCCUCCGUUAUGGAUCUGGAGAGGUUCGAGGCGGGCGAGAACGUGCUGACGAAAGGAGAGCCGAACGAUACCUUUUACAUUGUGCUAGACGGCGAGGCUGAGACGACGGAGGUGAAUGAGGCAGGGGAGGAGGUGGUGGUGCCGCUUAUCCGUGGUAGCACGUGCGGGGACGUGGCACUGAUGUACGAGCUGCGGAACGACGCGACGGUGGUGGCCCGCACGGCGCUCCAGUGCGCCUCGCUGCAGCGCCGCACCUACAAGAUGAUCACCUCGCGCGCCAUGGAGGAGAAACGCAGGAAGUACAUCGACUUCUUGGCGUCCAUCCCGCUCUUUGACGGUCUGUCGGCGUCCGAACUGGAGCGCGUGGCGGAGAGCCUGAAGGAGGACACCUACGUAGAAGGCCAGAAGGUGAUUACCUACGGCGUCCCAAAUCACUGGCUGCACAUUGUAAUGGAGGGCACGCUUCGCGUCAUGGCGCCGGACGUCAACGGCGCGGAGGAGAGAGAGGUGUCGGUGGUGCAGCGUGGGCACUUCGUGGGAGAGAUCGAGUUCAUCUACCACCACCUCCCCGUGGCUUCCGUGUACGCAGACAGUCCAGUGGUGAAGACGGCGAAGCUGAGCCGCCGCUCCUUUGAGGUGCUGCCGAGAGGGGUGCGGGAGAAGCUCGUGCGCUUGGUGGAGGAGGAUGCGACGUACAACCCGUAUCACAUGCGUAUGCGCAGCUCCUCACCGCCGGCCUUCGACAUGACGCCGCACUUCGAUGCCCCGCCGCCGAGUGUGCAGAAGUCGCUGCGUCAGUACGAGAGCGAGCAGUCGGAGGGAACCUCGGCGGCGACGGACCCACUGCACCCGUCGCAGUCCACGGAGGACGCACACACCGCGUAA
Leptomonas pyrrhocoris is the source of this 2565-nucleotide messenger RNA. Its product is annotated as regulatory subunit of protein kinase a-like protein. The coding region runs from base 397 to 2565 and encodes 722 amino acids. The transcript has a single exon. NCBI's taxonomy places the organism in Eukaryota, Euglenozoa, Kinetoplastea, Trypanosomatida, Trypanosomatidae. The record is from RefSeq and is a predicted model, not a curated record.